Molecule: messenger RNA, 2809 nt
Organism: Schistocerca cancellata (South American locust)
Lineage: Eukaryota; Metazoa; Arthropoda; Insecta; Orthoptera; Acrididae
Gene: rin
Product: ras GTPase-activating protein-binding protein 2
Exons: 12
Coding region: 558-2423 (621 amino acids)
Cellular component (GO): ribonucleoprotein complex; cytosol
Molecular function (GO): mRNA binding
Source: RefSeq, a predicted model, not a curated record
CAUAGCCAGCACGCAUCUGUGCAUGAACAAGCAUUAGAGCAUAAUUUUGAUGAGGGAUUGGUAUUCACGCUGUUGAGUAUUUAUAUCAAAUUGUGGUCAUAUAGGAGUUUUUAUAACAUUGUUUGAUCUGAACAUGAAAAUGUGUUAGUGUAUAUGCAAUUCGGUGAUUUAGGUAAGCAAUUUGAACGCGGCCAUUUCACUGCCUUGUUGGCUACUUUUCAGUAGGGAGAGUAGUAUUUCUUUGAAGCUCCGCUUUACGAAGCCUUGAUGUGCUGUGUAUAUAUUCUUUACCCGCCAACCGCCAUGCCGUGCCCAUGCGUUCUAUUGUUCCGUCUCUGACCAUCGAAGUAGUUUGAUAGGUUACGUUGUUGCAGUCGGGUGUGUUUUAUUCUUUGACAUAAGAAACAGUCAAUUCGAACUAUAGCGAGCUUCGAAGAACUUACAGUUUGUGUUAACCUGAAUCCGUUUGCAGAGUUAUUAGAAUUUGCGGCAUAUAAACCGUCUACGUGAUUUAGUUUUCUGUUUACUGCACGGUGAACACAGACAUCAGUUGGGAAAUGGUCAUGGAAGCCGCCCCAAGUCCUCAAUGCGUAGGCCGUGAGUUCGUGCGGCAGUACUACACAUUGCUUAAUAAAGCACCAGCACAUCUUCAUAGGUUUUACAACAAUAAUUCCUCCUUUGUACAUGGCGGUCUAGAUGCACCUAAUAGAGAAACGACACCUGUGAUUGGACAAAAGCAGAUCCAUCAAAAAAUUCAACAGCUUAAUUUUCAUGACUGUCAUGCUAAGAUAAGUCAAGUUGAUUCUCAGGCAACACUUGGAGAUGGUGUUGUUGUCCAGGUAACAGGUGAACUGUCAAACAGUGGUCAACCAAUGCGACGUUUUACUCAAACUUUUGUUCUAGCGGCACAGGCACCAAGGCAGUAUUAUGUUCACAAUGACAUAUUUCGCUAUCAGGACAUGAUACUAAGUGAUGAAGAAGUCGAACAGGAUUCAGGUAGAUCAGAAGCUGAAGAUGAUGCUGAAUCAGAACUUCAUCCCGCCCCAGAAGUGAUACAGCCGAGAGUACAGCAACAGCCUGUGUCACAGGCUGUGGCUUACUACAAUAGUACUGGUCCAAUACCUACCCCUGUGCCACCAACUAACACUGCACCAGCAACCACUGUACAGCCUCAGCAGCAAUUGCAACAGCCAGCUCAGCAGCAGCAGCCACCCCCACAGCAGCAGGUUCCUCUGCAGCUUCCAACAUCCCAACCUUUGCAGCAGUCACAGCAGCAGUCACCACAGCUUCCAUUGCAGCAGGUAGCAUCUGGCCCAGCCUCAAUAGGGCCAACUCCUCAGGUGCUACCAGCUUCACAGCCAGUGACAGUGCCUAAUUCAGGAGCCUCUGUACCAAAUGGUACCCAUUCAGAUGAUUCGAGCUCUGGAACAGUGCAGCAGACACAGCAAGUUAUUGCACCUCAGGAGGAGGUAUCAGCCCCAGAAGUCAAUGAGGAACAUGGAACAGAUGAAGAACAUGAUGUGCAGUUGGGACAACGUGAUAGCAAUACUGCUGAUGAAGAUAAGGGACAACUUCAAGAGACUCUGGAUGAUACUCAGCAGAUUAUUGAAUCUGCAUCCAGCGAACCAAAAACAUAUGCAACACUAGUUAAAACUGGUGGAAUUGGUAUUGGUACUGCAUCAUUCUCAUCAAUAGCAACAGCUACAGGUGCUGCAGUAAAACCGACAUCAUCACCUCCUCCAAUGGUGCAGCAUGGUGUCGACUCUCAGAUGGCUGGCCUUAGUGGUCCAGGUGGUUUAUCUCAAGGUCAAAGAGGUGCACGUGCUCGUGGGGGAGGCAGCAUCCGUGGUGUUAUCCGACCAGACCGCUCUUCUGGUACUGGCAGAGGAACGUUUGGUGAUGACAAUGGAAAUGUAACAGCAGAUGCAGAUAGCCGCAGGAUUGGUACUGGGAUUAUGCAACAGUAUCCAGACUCUCAUCAGCUGUUCUUGGGAAAUAUUCCUCAUCAUGCAACUGAAGAGGAUCUAAAGGAAUUAUUUAGUGCCUAUGGACGUAUCGUAAAUUUACGAAUCCAUGCAAAACAAAAUACAGGAAACAGGCCAAACUACGGUUUCAUCAUAUAUGAAGAAGCGAGUUCUGUACAGACAUUGCUUAACAAACGGCCAAUUUACUUUCAAGAUCAGAAGCUGAAUGUUGAAGAGAAGAAGACAUCCUCAAAUAGGCUACGUGUUGACCAACAAGGGCGCUUAGGCUCGAGCGGUGACACACUGAUUGCUGGUGGUCGUGCCAACAGUGGCCUGGGAGGCCCACGAGGCGGCAUGAUACGAGGAGGUACGGGCCUUCAUCGCGGUGGGGGACGUGGUGGCUUUGGCCGAGGAGAGGGGAGAGGUGGUGGUAUGACUAGGGGUAAUUAUAGACGCUAACGAGUUUAAUGUGAGAAGAGUUCUCUCUUCUGCAUCAUAUGGUUUCUCAGUUGUGGAGAACGAUCAUGUUGAGGCUUUUAAUUUUCUGAGCAGGGAUUUAUUUUGUCAUGAAAACAGUACUAUUGUUAUAUAAUUAUUUAAUGGAUUAGUAACCAAGCAAGUGACAAAUCAUUCAAGAAAGAAUGCGUAAUUUGCAACAUGCAUCGUUGGCACACUGAAGACGACCUUGACUGAAUUGCAAGCAAAGUGGUUUUUUUUUUUUUGCCCUCCCCAAGACAGUCUUGCAUUUCCCUUUAAGCAUGAGUUUCCAGAGUGAACUGUUUUAAAAACUUUCUAACAUUGCAACCACUGUCGCUGUUGUGGUUUUUUUUUUUUUCUUUCUUUUU